AUGAAGAAGUACUUCCACUUCACGCUCUCUCCGUCCAAGAAGAAGUACGCCGCAGAGAAGCAAGCGUUGGAGAGUGCACUGCAAGACAUCGAGAACAAGAAGCAUCGCCUGUUUCAGCCAAGAUUGGGCGAAGACGACUAUGACGACGUUGCCGACGACGAAAUGUCCUCGACAGAAUCCACCACCACGUUUCACAUUGGCCAAAUCGACGACGAGUUUCGGUACCGCCAGCUCAAGUCCAGACCGAUGACAUCAGAUUCCAAGCCCUCCUCGUUAACCAUUCCACGCCCGCAUUCCGUCGACGACCCAAAGUUCCUCGCAACAAUCGAUGCUAUCGGCGUACCAGUCGCAUUGCACGUACCAAAGGCGCCUCCAAUGUCUUCUGCCAUCGUUAGUGACAGCUUCCAACACAUGACGCGAGCCUAUGCAUUCGAUUCCCUCAAGCAAAAGGUUCCAGGCUCGAUUGACUGGGUUGUAACAGACGUCCUCGUGCACGACGAAGGCAAGGGCCCUGUGCGACUAGGGGCAAUCGAAGUCUAUUUUGGCACAACGUUGGGCGAGACGAGGAACCUCAUUGGGAAAUUCGUGCCCAACGCGCCAAAGGCAUAUGCGUUCUGUCACGGCACCGAGCAUGUAGAGGUCGACGCACUCCGGGAGAAUUCCGUGCUAGUGUCCGACGUGUACGAUGGCGCUAUCCGCCUCAAAAUGACCUCGGCGGCCAAAUCCAAAGAAGAAAAGCUCAAGCGGCUCAUGGUAAAAGACCGCCAGCAAGCCGCGUUUGAGCAAUUUGUCGUGAGGCAGCAACUGGUCGAGCCAAAACCAAUUGUGGCAUCGACGAUUCGUGUAGCCGACGUCAAGCCUCCACCGAAACCCCCGCUCCAAUCAACCCCCCCAAGUGGACUACCACACGAAGCUCUCACCACAACAGCAUCGCUCAAGCAUACGAUUUACCACACGCAAACUACAAUCGACGGCCAAGAGUGCCAGGUCAAGUUUGUGUACUUCCCAACGCAAAGGCGGAUCGGCAUUCGCGUCAAGGCUAUACACGGCAAAACGAAGCCGGCCACCACGACCGUGGACGAGUUGGCCUUCCGGACGAUGGUCGGGGCCUCCAAUGACGACCUGUCGUUGCUCGAGUACACGCUCAACGAAGCUAACACCCAGAGCAUUCUGCACAGCUUAAAGCUGGCCCCGUCGUUCACCGACUCGGACGAUACGUUCAUCGUACGGCUGAAGCGGUUUGUACAUGUUCCGAAAAUGAAGUUCCGUCGACAGAAGAAGCGCGUGGACGAUGACGUCGUCACGUCUGACAUCAAACACAGCCCCCCGCCUCUGUCAAAGGUCGAAGCCCCCAAACUGGUCAAGCACGUGGCCGCCCCGAUCAAGGAGCCGCGGGAUACUAAAAAGGCAGUGGCCGCCCCCACGCCUCCGCGUAGCCUUACGCCGACUGUAGUGGACAUUGAACCCCGUGAAUUGAAGCGAAAGCGGGUGCCAACGCCACUCCCAGUGCAUGACAGGUAUCAUUCUCCAACUCGGCACACUCAUGCCAAACCACAUGCCAUCCAAGUCGGUCCAGCCAAGGAGUACAAGACCAAAGGCGAAGACAAGCGCGGCAAACCACUUUCAAGUGAAGCUUCGACGCCCGUGCCCGCUUUGACCGUUCCGUCGGUCGACAGCAGCAACCACCGCCGGCUGCGCGCCAGUUUAGAAAUCGCCGCGACAAAAGCCACCGCUCCAACCCCACUCGACGACGACGACGACGAUCAACCAUCUCACCCGAUGGUGAGCAAGUUGAAAGCCAUCGACACGAGCGGCAUCGAGAGCGCCUUGAAGAAACUGAGGGCGUUCGUGCACAGCGGCGCCGCCAUCCACAUGUACCACCACGAGAUUCACAAGGCCGAAAUCGACAAGGUGUACGGCCCGCACUCAAAAUCCAUCUCGUUGGCGCGGCAUUGCGUGGUCGCGGCGUUUCUCACGUUUGUGCGCGACCAAGGCAUUCUCUUGGUGCCCCAUCCGUUCGAGUACGCCGUGGACAUGGCCCACCCGACUAACGCUGCGUUCCACGAGCUCGUGCUGGCUGUGCAAGACGAACUGACAGUGUUCGACUCGGGAAGGACUGCCGACAUUCACAAGGACAUUCGAAAGUGCGUCAUGGACGACGUUGGCCCUCUCGUGAGUUUGGUCGACAAGCUUAAGGACGACGACAUGGACAAAUCAGUGCAAGCUUUGGCCAUGGUCGAAGCCAAGCUGCUACUCGUGUGUCACGUGGCCCAGUGGGGGCAGCCCACGCACCUCCGCACGAGCAUAUUUGAAGGCACGUUCGCCACACUGACCAAGCGAGAGACCAUGGAUCUGUACAAACUCACGUACGUACCAGCCAAGGAGAAGCCGUUUUUGCCCCAGUUCAUCAAAAACCAAGCCAUUCUCGAGCCCGAGUUCAAAGCUUUGUUGGAGGUGCUGUACAUUUUGAUCUUUUCGUAUUACGCGAGCCCGCGGUCGUCAGCAGACAAGAAACUGCGGUACUUUACGUCGCUCGCAACUACUCAAGUCGACCGGGUACAGCUGGUUUUGCAAGCGAUUGAAGAACGCCAGGGAAAGCUCAUGGACAUCCAUUUGGCAUACACCGACAUCAAGUCGGAGCUGCUCCUGCAGCGCGUCCAGCAGCUCAUGUCAUGCAUUCCCCGCGCCAAAGUACUUGUCAAGGACAGAACGUGCAAACUGCCGUCGUUCUUGGCCAACGUGGCCACCUUCUUGGCCGGGACGUUCGUGCUGUUUCAGCAAACACUCGUCACGGCGUUGGCUUCGCACAACAACAUCCAGAUGGCGCAGACGCUGCGGUUCUUUGUGGAGCUAGUGAAGGCCCACGUCAGCCACGACAGUAUCAUCCCACAAGUAAGUAUCAUGGGGAAGCACCUCGCAGACUCGCUGGGGCCACGGCUGACUGGGCUAGACAAAAUUAACAUGGAACGGGUCAAAGCCAAGCUGGACAAGGUGACUGUGGGCGGGAACUUGUGCGAAGCUGUGUGGCGUCAAGCGCACACCGUGGCCACCAACAGCUUGCUGCAGUGGAAAGCGCGCUGGGACAGCCCAUUGGAUGUGGCCACGGAAGCCCUCGAUCGAUACGUUUUCAAAGCCGAACACGAAUGCAUUGGCGAGUUUGUCGUGCUCAUGCCAGCCCCGAGUAUGGCCGCCGACCCAGCAGAGCCGACUCGAGUCGAAACCAUCGACGUAUCGCAAGAGCUGCAAGCAGAGCACGACGAUAUGCUCAAGCACGUGGGGGCCAUCUGGGCCAACUUGCUCGAAAGCCCGAAGAAGAAAACCGGGGGGACCCAUCGCAUCGCGUUUGGCCUCAACCUCCGCCGCAUGGAGCUGUUGACACCGGACAUGCUUGCAUCCACGAAUGUGCUCUACUUUCUGUCGCACCCCCUGGUAAAACACGUUGGAGUUGGAUAUGCGCUGGCGCACAACGUGCUUCGAGUCCACAUUCGAUUUUACGGCGCAGGGCAACCCAGUGCCAUGGACGGGACCGCCACCACUCACGUGCGCGAAUCCAACGCGUUCAACGACCUUCUCGUCCAUAUUGCCGACGCGGACGGAGAGCACGUCGGCCUGUUCAUCUUGCAGAACGGUUUCCAUUUCGUCAUGGACAACCUGCUGGCCCAACGGCACGUGGCGUGGCAACGGUUGCGCCUCGGGGGUGCGUUUUACACGUUACUGCUUGAAGAUCGAUUGGUGGCGAGGUUCUCGGAGGCCGUGAUGAAGAAAGCCAUCACCAAGCUGUUGGCAACCAUCGCCGAUAACGCGUCGCUUCUGUCGAUUCACUUGCUGCAGCUGUUGAUGGACUCGAUCGCUCGAGCCAACAACGACUGCGACGGCAACGACCCGGUCUUGUCGCUGAUGCAUUUUAUCGGAGCGGCCGCGCUGCGCCUGCUGCAGACCCUUGUCAGAGUCCACGCAUCGCCAAGUACUGUCUUGGACAUGUCGUCCAUGGUGCCAUCCGUAGAACUCGACCAUCUGCACCAAAAGCAGAAAUACUUUGUCGCGUGCAAAGGCAUGCGUCUGCUCGAUGCGAUGGUGUCGGCCCCGACGUUUGUAGUGUCGGGGGUGCUGCUGGACGAGACGUCUACGUACCAACUUUGCCACCAGCUACUGAUCGAUCUCUUGCUCACGCACGAGUUCGCCCUUCGCCCCCGGGCGUUGAUUGUGCACCACAAUCUGUGGCUGGCCUACUUCCUCCCCGACGUAAAAGCCGAAAAACUCGAGCCGUUUGUCCAUGUGGUGCUCACGUCGUUUUCCCAAGUGCUUUUGGGGACAGCGUCCGAAGUGUUUUGGUUUUCCACGAGCGUGGUUUGCGACUGCGGAUGUGCCGACUCUGUUACUUGGAACAUUGACAUGUACGAAAGCGUGCUCCACGUGUACUUGGAACUGAUCCAGACCCGAUCGGGCAGUCGGUGGGCCCAAGAGCGAAACAUGUUUGGGGUAUUGUCCCUCCUAAAGAUGCUGGACACAGUGUACGUCAAAGCCAUGCCGCCUGCGUCGCCCACCAAGGUGCUGCUUCUGCGGACCAUGUUCACUCUGGCCCAAAAGAUCAAAGUGGCUGACAACCUGGUCAAGUUGUUCGAAAUCGUACCGGCCGAAUUGCUUUUGUUUUUCACCGCCAGUAGCGCCCCGAGCCUCGACGUUGAAGUCUUCCGCCUCUUGGCGAUGCUGUUGCAUUUUGGUCUGCAGCGAAAGGUGCCGCAACUGAGCAUUGAAGUAUACGCAGCGGUCGUGGUCGACAUUGCAUGUGUGGUUGUGGGCACGUUGAACCCCCACGUGAUGGACAUCAUCCCGCCCUUGUGGUCGGACGUCGACUUGUCUGAGAUCACGUUCAAGAGCUCGCGAACUCUACGAUUGGUUGCUGCCGAACACGCGCAGAGCCUCACGGACGAGUCUAGACAUGGCACACCAAGCUUGCUCAUGCUGUUUGUGCUGCUGGUCGACUCGAAGCUGGACAAAUCCAUUCACAUUUUGCACUUUCCAGCAAUUCUCGGGCUGUGCGGCAUGCUCUACGACAAGGAGCUGGCCGAGAUUUGCACGCGGGCCAACGUCCUCGUCCAACUCCUCGAUGUGCACGAGACCAGCACGACGCUGUUCAUCUCGACCAAGCAGCAGUUUUGCAUCUGGGCCGUGUGUCUUAUCUGUUUCCACGUCGCGCACAACGCGAGCUUGGCGCCGAGUGUGUCGAGCCAGACGCUCAAGCGGAUUCUGCAGCAUUCGUACAGCAGUCUGGGUAUGAUCAACCGAAGUCGGUCCACGCGGCUCGACUCGUACGUGCAGCAAGUCAACAAGAACGGGUACGUGGGGCCAGUGGAACCUCCGCCCCCGCCACGGGACCACGUCAUGUCGGGGAAGAAGCCACGAGAUCCUCUUCAAAACGACACGUUGAAGCUGCUGUCGAGUUUGGCGCUUCAGCUCAAGACGCUGUUCGUGUCCAACGAUGCCAACACGAUGCGCCACCAUGCGUCCACAUUCCACACGCUGAAUAAUCACGUGUCUAAGACCGAUCGGCUGCUGGAGUGGGAGGACAAUCUAGAGACGGCCGCCGUAAGCGACCGCGACGACCGCACGUCCACGCUCUACUUUAUUCUCGUGAAUGCUGUAUCGUGCAUGUCGACCAACUUGAUGCAGAUCAAAGGCGCCGACGAAAUCAAAGUCAUUUGCAGGUCCAUUGUGGGGUAUUUCAUUGCCGAGGAGCUGACUCCACCAGAGUACUUUGUUGCCACGUAUUGCUUUGCGCUGCGUAAUAUUGUGUUUGCCGUGUGUCGCGGGGCCAACUUGAACGAACUGUGGGAAAAGCAGCCGCUCAACGUGUUUUUGACAAAGCUGUUUGGGUUUAUCCAGCAGAAAAAGGUCAUGUCGACCACGGGGUUGAGUGUAGGCCAAGAGUUUUCGUUGGAGUUGCUCUGGGGGAUGCUCAUGAUCUCCAAGGGCAAAGAAACGUGGUUCCUCCAAGACGUAGACAACGACAUGCCAUUGCAAGCUUUGGCCCCUCUAAACUUUACAUCGGCCGCAGAGAUUAGCUCUGGAAAGACACUGCCCGCCCUCGAUCGCACUAAGUUGAAAAUGCUCGUGGACUGCGCCAGUAGUCAGGACGUCGUGGUCGCCGAAUACGCGUGCGCGUCGCUAGCGAUUUUCAUGCAAAACCCUGACACGGCGCUGUUCUUCAUGUGCGAGUUUGGGUUUAGCCGGGCUCUGAUGCUCCUGCAACAGUAUCGCAACAAGAGUCCGUCCAAGUCACCGCAGUACCGAAAGUCCAACUCGAUCGUCCUGACCCGGAUCGAUGUUGACGCCAAGAAAUACGUCCGGGAGGUGGCAGGGGCCAGCGCCAUGUACGCCGAAGGGUUCCGGCUCAACCGCGACGGACGGGCAUGUGUGCAACUCGUGCGGUUUGUCGCCAACUGCAUCCGCAUUGUAGCCAAAGACAGCUCAAUUUCCACCGACUACAUUUCCACGUCCGAGAAAGUGACCAAAGAUACGUUUGUGGUGCUCCUGCACCGAGCGACAGAUCCAGCGGUGCUCGUGCAAGUGUUGCGGGGUUUGCGUAGCUUGAUCAGCGUCAGCUCGCCUGCCAACUUCGACAGCUAUUUUACCAGGCACGAUUUCGAUCAUUUGCACAAGAUGUGCGUGGAUGGGAGUUAUACGUCCCCCGUCCAAGCCAUGGCGUUGAAGUGUACACGACUGCUCUUGAACAAGUACACGACGUCGAUUCCGCUGUGUCGGCUCAUGUUUGACGAUCGAGCAAAGGUCAUCGAAUUGUUUGACCAUCACUACCUACGCGUCAAAGUGCAGGCGGUGCACUUGAUGCUCGACCUCGCACUGAUCUACAUCAACCCCGUCCAAAUGCGGCUCCUAGCGGACGAUUUCAACACCCCACAAGCGAAAGCAGCUCUCAGUGCCAUGUUGAGUGAAUUUAGCGCCAUCUUGCAAGACCCAAUCCAGAAGGAAGCGGGUCAAGUGCUAAUGGACAUCCUCAUUCGGUUGAUCAUCCAACUGGACUUGCUGAGUUUCGUCCACGACGACUACAUCGUCGACGCCAUCUGCAACAUGAUUCAAGCAGUCACGAGCAAGUCGAACCACCUACCCGGGCAAGAAACCCACCAGGAUAACCACAUGAUCAAGCCAUUGCGGCCGAUGCUAUGUACGUCGUUGGCCAAAGUCAUUUGCAAGGGAGGCAAUGCCAAGUGGUUUCUCAAACCAGACCGAUUGGAUGUGGUGGUGGCUGUGCUUGGCCAAGAUUCGACGCACACGGAACUGCUCGACGUCGUGUGCAUCUUGCUGACGUUGUGCAAAGAAGAGUCGGCCAUCGCAACGUACUUGGGCACCUAUUCGUCCCAUGCGAUUCGCCACAUUUGUUACGUGCUUGGGAGUUUCUACGAGUUGCAAAUGGUCAAUGUCGUGGAAGUCGAAAAGGGCACGAUCGACGUCCAAGACUCGUCCCCACGACCACCACGACCUACGCAUGACGACAGAAAUACCCCUAGUGGUGACGAAAGUGACACUCAUAUUUCCCUUGAAGUGGGCAUGCUCAAAAAGUGCAGAACCAUGAAGAAGCGAUUGCUCCUCAAAGUGUACUUUCAAAAGACGGAGGAGCUCAAGAUUUCACGGCACAUGUACAAAAUCUACAAAUACUGCUUGGUCCUGUUGAACAUGAUUCUCGACGCCUGUGGGUGCGAUGUGGCCGAAGUGUUUGGCUGCACCUGUAAAACCAAAGACGGUUGCUACAUGUGUACUCCAGCUGACUUGCUCCGAAAGGCAAAUGCAGGGGAAACAUUCCGGUGGCUGCUCUUGGCUAAACGGAUUCGGGCCACGGAAGGAGUCAUGUACAACCGCCUGCCCGACCGAGAAGCCAACUGCAUCGUGUUCAACGCCCUCCGGAUCCUCAAGUCCGCUUGUUUCAACCACUUGUUCCGGCAGCAGCUGCUCGAUGCCACCUCAGCUAAAAAAAUGUCUGGUCAAACCACGGCCGUGCUGAUGAAACUUCGAGAUAUCUGCGGGGACAUCAACAAUCCGUACGUGGCCAAGCAGAAAGGGUCUAUUUUGGACGCCGUUGUUGUGGUUGGCCAGCUUUGUUCAGAGGACGGGGUCCGGGAGUUCAUGGGCGUCACCGCAGACAUUUCCACGCACUUGUUUUCGAUCAUCAACGACAGAGUGCAAGUAAAUGUCCUGCACAUGCUUCGCGCGUGCUUGUUGGUGCUGUGCCGCGUGGCCAGUAGCGAACAUGUCGUGUCGUCCAAGGCUUUCAAACGCACGAUCCGACUCACGUGCAGCCUGCUUACGAUGGAAACCGUCGUGACCGACUGCGUGUGCUUCAACAACAUCAUGUUGUUUUGCCGCAACAUUGUCGCGUUUGGCAAGCAAGACAUGCCACUGAUCCACGAGUACCUCUCGGGGUCGAUUUUACGCAAGCUGGGACUCACGAUGCACACGACGGUGGACUCGCCCGACAAGCAGCUGAUUGAGACCAAUCUGCGCCUCGUUGCAGCCGACACGGUGUGCUACUUGCUGUUCCAUUCGAGCUCUGCGCUGCGGCACGCCAUGGCGGAAGAACAAGCGCCAAGGUCGUCGACGGACUCGGCACCGAUUGGCCCAAGUUUGCCAACGGUCACAGGUGACCAACCCGUCGAUGCUUCCCCCCACGACGACCACACUGUGUUUGCAAAGAUGGGAACGUUGUGGCACGCUCACAUGCAAAACAUGAACUCCGACGAGCUGUCCAGUUUGGGCAGUUUGGACGACAAGCUCCUCCACGUGUACACUGCACUGUACGGUGCCAAGGACGAGACGCAGCUGUUCCUCGACUUGUUGAGCAUACAUGCGAAUAUCAAAGCACCUGGGCCGAUAUUGACUCAGCAAGCUCCUUCCCCGACGGUGGAGCUGUCGCCCACGGGCCCCAAUGUUGCCCAACCGGUGCCUGCAUUCUACAUGUUGGAGCACUCGACGCCGUCGGAUUUGAGAAACUACACAUUUUUUGGCGGGGCCAUGUCGUCCCACGUGCCGGGGUCGCCCUUUUCGUGGAAAGUGCUGCGCAAGUUGAUGGCCGGGUUACAUCAUCGCAGCGAACGACUGAAGCUGUCCAACGCCCAGCUCGCGACUGUGGUCGAGCUGCUCUCGGUAUGCCACCCCAACGGAUCCAAGAACGAAGUGUCGCGGUCGUCCCAGUGGUGGCUCGUCGAGCUCGAGUCCGAGUUCAUUCGAUUUGUACACGACAUCGUCCACACCCACGCGUUUCUGCAAGCUAGCGACAGUACAUUCCACCUGUCGACCAAGACAGCGCUGCGGUACUUUCACUCGGCGGCGGUCGCCCCGCGAGACAAAGACACGUUUUCCAAGCACUUUCGAGGGUUUGUCAUCUUGCACGCGUUUGCAAACCACCCGGCGUCCAUGCUCAAACUGUGUCACCUCUUGACCGACCAACCGCCACCAUCAUCCCCCGCCGCUGUCACCACCCCCGACGCGAAAGCGGAGACUGACGCCCCGGACGACGAAGACAGAGUCCCCCGUCUUGCGACAGAGUGCCUCCAGGGCGUGGGACUCGGCAAGCGAAAAGUCACAUGGACCAAGCGAGAGCACGGCAAACAGCCCUUUGCCAUGACGUACUUUGUCACAGACGUGUCCCACUCCAAGCUGCUCCCGUACGCUCUGGGGGUGCUCACGUCGCUGUACGAACAUGACGCCCGCUUCUUGCUGUGGUUCUUGCAACUGGAUGGGCUGGACGUGCUCGUGGAUGUGCUGGACCUAGAACUGGAGCACCAACACGCCCCGGUGAUCCCGUCGCGGGUAUUUGUGCUUCUGACUACGUUGCGGUUGCUCAAGGAGAGCGUCGAGUUGCGUCCAGAAGCCAUGGGGGUGCUGUCGGCGAACCCGCGCAUCUUUUUGCGCCUCGUCGACUUGACAUCACAUGUCAAGACCCACGUCAAACAAGUGGCCAUGGCACUUCUGGCGGCCAUGACGACCGCUCCGUGGGUGAGCCAGGGUGUGUACUCGAUGCAAGCGUUCGAAGACCUUCCGGUGUUUGGCCAGGAAAUCGACGAUAGCGUCCUGUUACAACACAAGCUCAAGCAGCUCAAGUCCAUCUUUGGGGCUACCGCUGUAGAACGGGACGGCGGGUACGUCUUUGUCGACACCAACACCACCGUGGACCUCAAAAAGUUCACGACGCUGUCCAACUUGCGCUUCUUUCGCAUGCUCAAGCUGUCGACCCUGGUCAAGUUGACCAAAGCCCUGGAUUCGUGGACAACGUUGGACUCGAAGCACUUUAUGGUGUGUGCGGACGGACGCCCUGUGACCAUGCCGCUGUGGCUCGUGGAAAAGUACGUGAGCGAAGAUAUCAUGUCCAAUCCGACCCUUUCCAGCCACAAACGUACCAUGGUGCUGGACAUCGUGUCGAAGAUGGGCGUCAAAUUAGCUCGCCACGGCAAUGUGGCCACAGACAAGGGCCACCGGUUGACCCGAGACGACUACAUGUCGUCUGUGGAUGCCUCCGAGCGGAAACUCGUCGCGACGUCGAUUUGGAAAACGAUCCACGCGUGUGUGGGUGUCCCUAAGAUGGAACGUUUUCGAUUCACGCAGCAAAUGUAUCGAGUGCUUCUCGAAGACCACGCGAGGCUGCUACGCUCCAGACGACUCGACAGUGUGCCGCUGACCGAGCCACAAGGCGGGGCGUUGUACCCGUUCGAGUUGUAUGGGUUUUUGAGAACGUGUGUGCUGCUGCGGUCGCUGGAUAUGGAGAAGAUCGGGGCCAUGUGCCGUCGCAUGUCCUCCGCCCGAGCGUUUUGUGCAGACAUGAUGACGGGCUUGGUCGUCGUGUGCCGCGGCACCGUGACUGUGUCGUACAAACCGUCCGUGUUUUCGUUCCAACGAACCAAGGCCGCGCAGUGGAAGCGAUCGUUUGGACGGGGCGAAGUCGUGUGGUGUCCGUCUUGGCUGUCCACUGACCCUCGCAUCGAACGGUUCGAUUGGAGUCGGUUCAAAGUCGAUGCGACUGUUCACACGACAGUGUUUGAGUGGACCCAAGCGCUGCAUGACGCUACGUUUUCCAGCGAAACGUUGUCGCGUUUAUCGGUCGACAUCAGUGCACUGGUGGAUUCCAUUGUCGUUCACAAGCGUCGCCCUCGGGAGUUGUGGUCGCACGAGAUGACGUCGUUUGCAGUCGAAGAGGCGCAGUUGCGGCAGUUGCAAGUCCACUGCUUGACCGUUCUCGGCCACGUCGCGCAAGUUCCCGACAUGGCGAAGAUGCUCGUGAACGACAUCAGCCUCAUCAACGUCGUUGUCGGCAUGGCGUUGUCGUCGCUUGAGGAUGUCGUGGUCAUGGCUGCGGUUCAAACGCUGCAGAGAUUGUGCACGCAAGACGCUGGCAUUGCUCGCCAUCUCUUGGCCAUUCCAUUAGACUUGUUUCAAGGGCAUUCGCUGCUGGAUGGACUCGUGGAUGCUAUCGACAUUUGGAGGAUGUCACCGCCACUCACGAGCGAAGUGCUUGUCCUUAUGCGGCACCUGUACAAAUUCGUGCCAGAGGUGGCCUCCUCGAUUCCAACGACGUGGACCGAGCCGCACUACCAAUUCUUCCAGCAAUGCCUUGUCCAACCCGACAACAGUUUGAUCCAUCGAAACCUCACGGCAUUGGUUGUGGAGGCCCUCGUGCAAGCGCCGUCUGUCGUGAGCGCGUUUACCGCUGGGGGAUUGCAUUGGGGCUUUGCUCGACUGGUGCAUUCAUGCGACCAGUCGCUCUUGUGUGAUGUGCUGCACUUGAUGCUGUUGUUUUGCCAGGAUGAACCAACCCGGCGUAGCUUGUGGGCUGACCGAACGUAUCACCGCGACUUGAAGCCGACGUUGUGUGCCAUGUCCACACAGCUCGAGGACGGUUUCAUGAUGGAGCGCGACGUAAAGUACCUCGAUUUUUUUAACCUGUUGUUGCAUGGCCACCACGACCCUGGGCGUUGCCGCCAGUACCGAGACUAUGUUGGGGCUAGGACAACCUUGAUCAAGACGUUAACCGGUCGCAUCGUGUCGGUGGAAUUGUCUCCUGAGCACAGGCUCGAGUUGCAAGUGUGCAUCGAGUGCCUGUGGCGAUUGUGCUUCGAGCACCAAGCCAACGCCAAACUUGUGAUGAUAAGCUGUGACCAAGUCACCGACAUCUUGGCGGUCGUGGCCAACUUGUUUGAGCGGUCCCACCACGACCAAGCGUUUCAGAUUUCAGUGCUGCACUUGAUUCGAUCGUUGUGCACAGACCUAGAAUUCGCCACAAACGCGAGUGCAGUUGGCUUGCAACAGCAGCUCAUCGAGUGCGCAUUUUCUUCUCGCCCUGACACCAUGUCCACGACGAGACGUUGCGGAGCUUUGCAGGCCGUGAAUGCAGCCUUGGAGCACUCGUCGGGGGCGAGAAGUGCCUUGACCUCUGGUAACCUGUCUGCGUGUCUUGCCUUGUAUUUGUCGUCGUCAGUCGAGCCACAGUUGCAACGAGAUGCAAUGCAAUUCCUUCGCUUUGCUUGCAUCGAUCCUUCCGUGCGACGAAUGGUGUGGCAGACACAGAACGAUCAUCCUGGGUCGAUCAUUGGAUGGAAAUCCACCCUGCAAACGAUCGCGCAAUGCCAAACCAACUACGUCAACACGAGAAACCAAGUCCAUCAAGAGUUGAUCCUGCACACCCUCGGGCUGAUUGCAGAAUUGUGUCUAGACGAGGCCACGGCUCGAACCUUUUGCGCCUACGAAGAUGCAGUUCUGCCCCGUGUCAUGUUUGAAAUGGCCACAACUCAAGCGUCCGGCGCCAUCGUAUUCCAGCUGCUGCGCGUUGUGGUGACAUUGGCCGAGCACAUGCACCAGUGGGCAGAUCCACGGUGGUUGCUAUGUGAACAAUUUGGAACCCAACCCCAAAUAUUGCGACUGGCCACGCUGCUUGGCGAAAAGGGCUGCAAUGCGCUGGUCCUGCGAUUUCUGUGGCUGUGGGAGCAGCAGCAGCUUCCAUUCGAUAGCAACAAUCUCGUGGGAGAUAAAGCAAGCCAUCCCAUUCACGUGUAUGCCGCCGAAAGUCUGUGCAAACUCGAUACAACGGCAACUGAACGCACCAUGUUCUUGGGGUAUCUUGGUUGUCACCUGAAACGAAUGGUCAGAAAUGGAUGCGAUUUGGGAGGAUUGAAUGAUGCCUCGUCCGUGGCAGGUCACAUUUGUGCAUGUUUCCGCCACGUUGUCGAUUGCUUGUCGUUGCAAGAUUUGGGCUCUGUGCCUGACAACUGGCUCAGUUACUUUUCAUGGUCUCAGGACCCUCAGUACAUUCCGUACGCGCAAGUAUGGCUGCUCAUGGAACUGGUUGUGAUGGCGUUCAAGAUGUACGAAGUGGAAUUGUUGCAACUGACUCGCUCGUUUCGACAAGCGCUGGAGUUUUGCACAAGACAAGCCAUUUGCAUCAUAGAAAGCGUUGACUCUGCCGUGACCAAUCAGACGUCGACACAAGUCCUUUGCACUGCUUUCAAUGUGUUGGCCUAUUGCAAAGAUCGUCAUGUAUGCCGCAGUCGUGUCUUGUUCGAUCGAAUGGGAUCCCUUCUCUGCCAAGCUGAUACGUCCCUUGCUAUUACGAUCUUGUCAAGUGUCCACGCCCUAGUUGGCAACAACUCGACGUUAUGUCUAUGGCUAGCAAAGUCAAAGGUGGACAUUCUGCAGUGGCUCGUCGACCUCGUCAAUGUCAACACUGACGCAACCGUUGAAACCCUGGCGUUGGCUGUGCUACAUGCGUUAGUAGCCCAGUCGUAUCGAUUUGCAGCCAACGCCAUUGGACUGGACGUACCGUUUCUAUGCGUUCGACGAAGUAUACUGGCAACUCCCGAGUGCGCCUACCUGUGGUUGCGGUUGAUAGGUCGUCUGGUUAUGGUUUGUGGUGCUACAAAAGUGUAUGGACGAAUCGACGAGCCCAUGACAAGAGAACUCUGCUACUUUCUCAUGUCCACAGCUGCGUCAGGCCUCAAUACCGAGUCCAACUGGCGUUCAUGGCAUUCAUCGACGACGUCCGUCGUGGGUUCGGCGCUGUUCCACAAGCAGCUCGUUAGUGAAUGGACGUCGUGUGGCUCGAGCUUUGUGGCCGCCCUUUUGAACAACAUCCUCACGGAACCAAUUGAGGACGCGCAUCGAGCAGCGCAUAGUCUAUCAUUGGUCAAGAUCUUGAUUGGAUCGAAGAACGAUGUGUUGGUGCAAACUAUCUUCAGUUUGCAUCGCGAGAUGGCUACGAUUGUCAAGCACGCCAUAUCGUUUCAGUCCCCACCAUCACCACAAAACCAAGUACUGCUGCUAGAGUUGCUGCACAGUUUGCUCUUGAGUGUUAACGAGAAUGUCAACGGGUCGACGCUGUUCGAACCCCUUUCCGACGCGUUUGCCCACUUUGACACGUUCCCUGCCGCAUACCAUCCUGUUUGCUUUGAUCUGUUGUCCUUGACAUUGGCGGCCAAAGUGCACCUGCGCCACCCCACAACGCCGCCUCUUGGCGACGUGCUGCCAACUGUACCGUGGAGUCACAUCGUACACUUGGUGUUGAGUGGCCUUCACUCGAGUGAGUAUCGGUUGCAGAUGUCCAGCUUGGGCCUGUUGGACGCUUUGUUCACGUACUCCAGCCAAUGCACUGUCCGAGAAUUCGAUUUCAUGGACAUCAGCUUGCUCAAAGCCACCUUGUCGACGAUUCUCGAGGAGUUUACCACUGACUCGUGUCUUGAUAAUCGACUGGAAGCUGUCUGUCGGUCGCUAGAAGGGCGACUUUGCUUUGCUGGUCCAUUCAACAAUUCAUUGGCUAUGACUAACAGCCAACCUCGUCCAUUUAUGCAUGCUAUGAACACCAAGACGCCCGCACUUGGCGCACACUUGUUUCAAGAUUACGGUGCCAUGUAUUCCAUUGCAUUGACGUAUACUCAACGGUUGGAUUUGGACGCCAAAACCAAUUCCGUGCACAAUCUCGUGAGACACGAGGCAUCGCAUUUUGGCUGGGGGUGCAGCUUCGUGGUAUACAGAACAGUCAACAGCGACACCUUUCACGAGACCGCCAUCCACGCGAUGUUGGUCCUCCUUUACAACGGACUGCUGCACUCUGGCGACGGAAACGGCGAAGUGUUGGCGAAUGCGCCAUUUAUGCAUUGCUUGUUGCGAUUCGCAGCAAGCCAACUGUAUCUGUCGUUGCGUAAAAUGGCGACUGCAUUCAUUUGGAAAGCCUUGCAUCGCGCAAGUGUACCGACCCUGUACGCGUUUUGCAGUUUGGUCUCCCAGUGUCAGCACCGCCUCCUUGGCAACUUGUACGACAAUAUCCAACUGGAAACACCAGUCGUUGGGGUCGUCUUGGCCGCAAGAGACGAAUACAAAGACUUGCUGCUCUCGACAUGCGGACUCUUGUGCGAACUUAGCGCAGGGGACACUGUCAUGAGUGCCGCCAUUACCUCGAAAGACUACAUUCGAGACUUGUUGGGUAUCCUACAGAAACAUCGGCCGAGUCAGCUGAAUGCGAUCAAUAUUCAAUUUUGGACGAUGAUGGAACGCCUCAUCGAUGCGGGCUUUACAGAACUUCACUCAACCAACCCUGGCCUGCUCCUGCACUGCUUGCACUGCUUGGCGCUGGACAACUCCGAUACGUUGCGGUUUCAGGCCAUUUACGUCUUGUAUUUGUUUUGCCAGCACCCAAGCGGCCUCGAUCUGCUCCAAAGAAUCGUCUUUCCAGGCAUCACGAGACAUCACGUAGCUACGACCGAUGCAAGCGGCGAUGCUGCCCCCUUGUUGCCGUCGGGGCACCUGUACGCUCUCACCGAGAGCUUAAAAUGCAACCGACCCCGACCCCAGCGAGCGGCCAUGUACUUGGUGAGCGAGCUCUGCCAUGACCCGCAACAUGCUACGACGCUACGAUUGUGCCGCCAGUCGCCCACUUCUGUAACCAACCUCGUGGCCCAUGUGCUGGCAGCGACGUUAGGCACCACCCAUCGGAACCGCGUGCAAUUUCGAGGCAACGUGGACGUGUCUGAACCGGAUGAUCAGUUCAAUCUCGUGACAGGGUGCUUUGCGCUGUCGUGUUUGCAGCGGCUCGAUGUGCAUGUCGAUGUGUUUGUUGACGUUGUUUGUGGCAAUAAAGUCAUCGUCCAGCUGUUUGCGGCCUUGGGCUGGACAAACUACCAAGUAUGCCUACCGGCGGCAACAUUGUUGUGUCAAAUCUUUCGAUAUGCGUCCACGCCCAACCUCGACGAAGCAGAAAGUUCAACGAUUGACGACAUGGGCGACGAUCUUGGCGAUAUUGCCCUUCUGAAAGGGCACCUUCGCAGCCACCCGUUGAAUCGUAUGAAGUGCUUUCGGCACAAAGUCACGACACAAAUUCCCAGCUACGUCAAGCUCUUGGCCGACUGGGUGGACUGGUUCUGCAGUCAAAACCACCCAGAAGCGUAUCUGGCUGUGUUGGGCUCUGUGUUGGAAGUUCUUUCCACGAGCGUGCAACUGUUCUUUCCGACUAUUUACUUUCCCAUCCACUCCAGUACGCGCAUCCACCACCAACGGCUGCUGGACAACGUAUUUGAUCUGGCAUUUGGCCUUUUGGACCAUUCUUCCUUGGGUGACGCUGACGCUGCGACCGUUCAAGUGGAAGCGCUGGGGGUAUUAGCCCACCUGUGCAGCCACGUCGAGUAUCCGUGCGUGCGAUUUGAACACCCCGACGCCAUGGUGAAACUGCUAGCGCUUGUCGAAACAGCGUUCGGAAAGCUGCAGCUCGUGGCAGGCCAGCUGCUGCAAGCCGUGACCAAGCAUUCACCUGUCAAGGAGUGCAUUUACGUCCACGACCUGCUGCAUUUCAUUGCGUGGAUCAACCAGCCGUCGUUCGAGCCGAUUCUGGAACCUCUGUUGCAUACGGUGAAGCACCUCGUCACAGCCACGCCGUCGCACCAUUACAACGCCACGACCAUCGCCACGCUGUUGCUCAAAGCCAGUGGUCAACCUCAAAUUCAAACGCAACCCCAAGCGACGACGUUUCGACGGAUCCAGCUGCACGUGAGUGUGAAACCCCGGGACGGCCUUGGGCGAAACCCGACGUUUGACGCGCAAAUCGAGCUGGAUGACAACGUGGUGCUCCAUCGGAGACUUUACUUGCCCAACUCCAUGCACACGGAACUCACAUGGUUGCAUUCUACUGCUGGACGUACCAUCCGAAUUCGGCUCGCGCGAGACACUGGAACCGAACCACGAGACCCCAUCACUGUACUCCACGUGUGUGGAACCACUAGCCUUCCCACUGUCGUGACUGGGGCGGACGCCGCGUAUUUCAUCGAAACGCGCGUGACAGACGCGACGGAAACAGACUUGCAGAGUCUCACGGGCCCGUUGGGGCAAGUGCUCAAGCACUGCGUCCAACAAAUGAAAGUGGCCGAGCUGGGCUUGCUCUCGGGUCUCAUCGGGGAGCUAUGCAAGCACGACGACGUAUUUUGCAACCCCGACUUGAACUUGUGGUGUUUUAUUGCGUACUUGCUGCAGCACGGGAGUGCCCUAGGUGACACGGGACAAGGCAUGCAAUGUCUGCGCGCGAUUGCCGCCACGGCCAGUACUCAGCACCCGCAGCUGCGCACGUUUGUGUCGCACGUUAUGUACUUGAUACAGCUCUUGGCGAUCUACGGCAUGUCGGCUCUGUCCAAGCAAGUCCAAGACACCAAAAUGAGCGGGCAUAGUGGACACCACUGCAUGCGCAACAAAGAGUCGAUCACCUUCCUCGUGGCCCUAGCCGACAUGGUCGCUGGGUACGGCUCGGUGUCAUUUGCGGAAGACGUGAUGCGGCAGCUCUUCCUGGAACACCGCGGCGUCGUCAUGUACCUGUGCGGCCAGCAUCGCGGCAUGGAGCACGCGUGCUCGGGGUACUUUUACAUCCAGUGGCACUUGAUGCGGACGUUGCCGUCGCACACGAUCUUAUUGUCGCAAGCCUGUUUUAUACAAAUGAACUUGCGCCACUUUGUCGAAAGCGCGCACGCUAGCGACGACAGCGUCGACCAAGCGACCAAAGUCAUGCUGCACAUGGUGUCCAACUCGGUCGCAUGCCACCAAUUCGUCGUACACAACGGGUUGCAUCUGUUGGGUCGAGUGGCGCAACUUCUCAUGGCCAACAACACCGCGAGGGGGAUCAAACAUAUCGCGCCAGUGCUCCGCCAGCUCGUCCUAGUUGCGUCCUUCUUGUCCGAGAACAUGCUGUCACAGGUGCCACUGCCGCAAGAGGUCGAGCGGCUGUUCUUUCCGUCCGCCGUGACCAAGGACGUGAUGCCGUUUCUCGAAAUCUUGCUGUGGCCGCUCAUGCCCGGCGCCAACGGGGUCUUCACGUGGACGGACUCGUCCGUUUUGGCGGCCAAGGUGCUGAGCACCGUGAUCGAAAUGCGGUCGUCCAGACUCUUGCUUGAGAACCACUUGAUUCACAUUUGCUUUCGACUCAAGGGGGCGUCCCGCGUGGAGGCUGUCCAGGCGGCGAUCGCCAUGUGCUUGGAAUGCACGGCGUGGGAUCAAAAACACGCCGUGGACGUCAUCCAACGUGUGUACUUUGUCGCAAUUCGCAAAGGCAUCAAGCUGGGGAUGCUCUCGGCCGAAUGCACAGAGUUGUUACCUCAGACAACGUCCUCCAAAACCGACCAGCACGAGGUGAGCCGCAAGAGCGUCGUGAAUCACUCGUCCAAGAGACUCCACGUGGCGAAAUCGGACGGCAAAACGGCCAUCGUCCAAGAGGCGCUGACCCCGUAUCGAGACCAGUUGUUGUAUUGUUUGAGCUUUACCGAACAGCACCGCGAAGGCAGGCUGCGCGACAUUCUCGUGCGGAGCCGCAAGAAAGGCAUCAGCGACAUGCUCAGCGCCGUCAACAACGCCGCGCGAGUGCUCGUGCUUGUCCACAACGUGCUACAAAUGUUCUUUGAAACGUACGUGAGCGUGGUCAGCAGCUCCCACAUCGAAUACAGCGACGUCAAGGUAAAAAAAGUGCGGUACUUUUGCAAGCAACUGGAAUCGAUCGCGGCGCUGGUCGUGUCGGCCGUGAACCAGAUGGAAGCGUCGUAUUUUGGAGUGAUUUUUGCCCAACUGCACGACAUCAAAGUCCACAGCACCACCAACCACCACCACCGCAACAAUGGAGGCGACCCGUCGGAAUGCCGCAACACCAUGCGCGGCAACAUGAAGAAGCUCUUGUUCAUCUUAAAGCGCAUCAUCGACAAGAAGAAACUCAAGCCGCUGCUGGACGAACAGUCGUUUGUCGAAGCCGAAGAGAUUCUGAGCGCCAUUCGCCUCGAUUUUGCCGUCAACAGCCGCCGCCGGUUGGGCCACGCCGCGCUCGACAGCGCAUCCGUGGCGGACUUUGUCUGUGAAGCGGCGGAAAUCGGCGGCAUCAAGAAGUUCGACCAGUUCAUCACGAGCACGAGGUAUCUGUACAUGCGCUCCAUGCAACGCGACGACGGGACGUUCGACAACUUGGAGGACUUUAUGAUGGGCACGUCCGACAGCAUGACGUUGAAGCAGGCGGUCAAGGCCUUGCUCGCGUCGAUUUGGUCGCAUGCCAAGUCGAUUUGCUCGUUCCCGUUUCGAAUGGCACGCCGGUUGCUGACGCGAUGGAUGUGUACAAAGGCCGGCGACGCGCUGACCGACGGCGCCGCGAGGUCGGCCCUGCGAUCCGGUGGGAGUUUCACCAUCGGCCGCUCCCGUCAUCACAACAGCACGCAGCAGCUCGUGCAUGCCCAAGCGCGCGUGCUCGAGAGGCGGCUGACGUCGCCGUUCCCGAUCGCGUCCGUGCUCUUUUGCAACCGCCACGAGCAGGCGGCCAAGGGGGGCGAGGUGUGGAGGGUGCUGCGCCAAGUCGGAUUGUUCCAAGCCCCUGCAAACACGUCACCGAUGUUUCCCAUGUUGCUCAAGCCAAACUUUGUCCAAGACAUUUUGACGGGGAUCCCCGACAAGAAGCAAGAGCUCAUCGUGGACCACCUCCUCCGUCCCGACUAUAACAAUACUGUCCACUGCUGUGACGACGUUCUGGAGCAACGCCUGACGGGCACCGAGAUCCAACUGAUCAUGCUCAACAUCGAGGCGUUUCUAGCUCGCCAAGAUAAUAAUGACAUGGCUCUGUACCACGUCCAGUCGUCGACGCUGUCGGUGAACGUGUGGAAGUUUGUCGUGUCGCCAGUGUACCACACGAGGCUCAUGCACGCGCACUUCGUGCUGAGCGACCUACAUCGCGCCGACUCGCUCGCGGCGGCGCAGGCGCUGUGGCAAACUCUCGAGAAAGGGCACACGCUGCUCACCCAAGCUAUCCGACUGAGUCCUAUGAUGAAGCUCAAGGCCACGAGGCGAAAGAUGAGCGAACGGCAACAGCAGGCCGCUGCGGUUUCCCGGUACAAGUCGUGGCUGCCGUGGAAGUGGCACGAAUACGAUCGGGACGGCGGGGAGUACGACGCCGCGCGCGGCACGGACGACAUCCGAAGGAAACCCAUGGGGGUUCUGUACGUCAACUACAUUCUGCCCGUGUGCGACCGGCACCUGGACGACCCGCUCUCGGACCAGAUGGCGUGGGAACACCUCGUCGGCGAAAUCAACGACGGCAAGUUCCCGCCGUGGGUGUUUCGCGUCAAUGAUCCGCACAGUUCUGCGAUGGUGCGACGGGUCACCGCCGCGUACCGCGCCGUGCUGCGGGGGGUGAUUUACCUGACGUUUUGGCGCCUGGAGGAGUACUUUUUGGACUUGCAAGACCGGUCUUGGCCGGACGGAGAUGUCAUCCAAUUGGCAUGCACGCGUCGAACGCGCCUCGACGAAGACAUCAUCGACAGCAUUGUCGUGUACAAGCACUUUCGAAAGGCCAUGAGCGAGCUCUUUCGUGUGUGGAUGCUCGAAAGCGGGAGUCUGGGCUUACCAUUGUGGCAGCACUGGGGCUACUUUGUCGGGGGGUGUAUCUUUCCUGCAGUCGUCCUCUACAUCUACUUGCCGACGUUGAUGUCGUACACUGAUUACACGCCUCGGCAAACGGACUACCAUAUGAAGUGGUUCUUGGCCGGGUUCUUCAGCCUGCUGUUUGCGCUCGUCAUGUGGUCCAUCGUGCUGCUUGUCAAGAAAACGGAAAAUUUCAUGGUGCAAGAGCGGCAGCAAGUCCGGUUUUUCCCCGUCACGAGGCAUUACAGCAACUACUUGGCGCUGUUUGGGCUCUUUUCCGAGCUUGUGCAGCACAACUCAAUUCCGUUUAGCGAUGGAGUGAAAUGGGCCACGGGGUAUAAACUGCCUGGAAUGAUCAAGUUCAUUGGGCAGCUGGGCAUCACGAACUUCGACUUUAUUCACAUUGGCACGUUCAAAUUGGCGUAUUUGAAGUCGUUUUUCGCAGGCGGCAUCUUAGUGUUGUUCCUCGUCGUAUUGAAAUGUGCAAACAAGUUCCACAAAACGUAUCCAGCGUUGAACACUCGUCUCACCAAAGACUUGCCGCCGAUUGUUUCAGGCUUGCUCUUUGUGGGCAUUGUCAACUCGUUUUCGUCGCUCUUGUUUUGCUGCUCAUGCGACCAGUACACGGACAACCCCGCCGCGCAGGAAUCUUGCUUUCAUCAACGCAACGGGUCCAGCGAGCCAUUUCUGUACAGCUAUCCAGACUUGAAAUUCACGUGUUGGAGUCCUGAGCAUUUGCCUCUGGCGUACGUGGGGUUAAUGGGGUCGGCGUUCUUCAUUCCCAUUGGCAUCCUUGGCGCUGGUAUGAGCCAAGUGCUGUUUCCCCUGGAAACUCUAGACAUCAAGUUCUCCCCCAUCAUCGACUUGACCAGUCAAUUGACCAAGACCAUCACGGCCAUUUCGGCGCUGUUUUUCACGUUCCGCAUGCAGUACAUGAUCUCGAUUGGGUUUGGACUCAACUUACUGCUGUUUAUCGUGACUUUGCUCAACAAAACGUCGUCGAUAUGGUACAUUGGCACGGCCAAGUCUGUGAUUUACGUCAUGUCUGUGUGGACGUCGCUGUGUGCGUUUGUGAAUGUGCUGCUGGAGUCGCCGUCCAGCGGACCCAUCUACUACUUGAACGUCGGGUGGUUUUGCAUUGCAUGCUUGGCGUGUGCGGUGCUGGGAAUCCGAUUGCGUUAUCGGAAUAUCCGCGAAGAGCGGGCGCGGCGCGAGCGGCUGCGCGACUACCAAUUGCUCAACGAUGUGUCUGAACUAAGCCGCCUCACAGACAUGGAAGAGGACAUCCUCCGCCGGGCGGCAAAGCCCCUGACCACCGAGCAGUUAGAAGCGACCGCCCCCAAGACUUUUAUGGACGCGGCAAGGCUCAAGGCGGAACAACUGACUUCGCAGCAUCUGCCGUCGCAUCUCGAGGACUUCAUGCGACUAGCCAAGCAAUCGGCCGAGAAACCCACGACCAGCGAGCUCAUGUUUAUGCGGCGGGCCAAGCGCCUCGGACACCGCAUCACGGCGUUCGAGGACUUGGAGCGAUUGAGCAGUCACCACGACAAGCACAAGUCGGUGUAGAUGGCCGCCAUCCUCCUUGUUAUGUAUAUAUAUAAUAAGAACACGAACAAGCCGCAUACACUACUCUAGCCUCACGUGACUGGCUUUGGCUUGAAAAACGUUGUAAUGCCACUCGGUUGUUUUGGCGGCACGAUCCCUUCUUCCACAGGCAAAACCCCAGGGGAUGGUGCUGCUGGUGUUGCUACGACAGGGGCAAUCACCGCCGCGUCUUCAACCGCCGGAAGGUUCACCUUGAGCAGCGGCGACACCAAGUUGGGCCGUUCCACCAGCACCACGAUAGCGUACGCAUCCAGUUCGUCCGCCGCGUCGGUUAUGAUCCGAGGCACUUGUUUCACCAGCUUGGACGAUCGGUGGUGGUGCUCGGCAACCUUUUUGUGCGUCGACACCGUCAAGUCGUCGUCGUCUGCGGGCCGCUCGUCGAUGUAAUCCACUUCGUCCUCGUACGCGAGCCACUUGUCGCCAUAGUCUAGCCGGUCCUCUUCGUCGCCGUUGUCGUCGUCGCUGUCUCGGCCGCUCAAACUUUCGCCCAUUUCAUCGUCUUCUUCCCACUCCAAAUCGCUUUCGACGGUAUAGUCGAGCGAUGGGACCGUCGCAAACGGCCGGCGACCCCGGCGCAACGUGCGCGCCUUCUUCGAAUAGGUGCCCCAAUACGCAGGGCGGUAGUUGUCGUGGAAUUGCAGCAACUUCUUGACGCCUAACGUUGGGUGUCGAUGGCGUUGGCUGGACCAGCUCCCAAAAGUGACCACUCGUGCGCCAGAGCUCGACGAUGACGGCGGGAGCGCGGGCGGGUGCUUUGAGUCGGACGCGUGGGCGCCGCCCAAACCCAACUGCUGGUCGAUGGCAUCCAUUUGGGCGUGCGCCUGCGCGGCCUUGUCCCUGGAUAACUCGUCGGUUGUGUUGGCGUCAGCGUCCUUUUUCAGAAACGAUCCCCACGUUUGCCGCCGUCGUUGGAGUUCCAAGUCUUCCUUUUCUUUGGCCAGCGCCUCGAGCUUCUUCUUGGCCUCGUCCUUUUCUUUGCGUUUGUGCUCGAGGUCCACUCGUUUCGCUUCGUCCUUGUCAAAUUGUUGUUGCGCUUUCAAGCGUUUCUCGGCCACUUUUUGCUUUUCAAGGUCGAGUCGCUUCUGGGCCUUUUGCAACUCUAGCUCCACGGCCACGUAAAACCUGCUCGCUUUGCUUUCUUCGAGGCUGAGCUUCGAGUCGUCGGUCGCUGGUUCCUGGGCCAUCGCCACGAUUUUAUCCAGCGUUUUGAUCGUCUGGCCCGUCCGCUUGCGUUGUUUGCGCACGCGGCGGAUGACCUUGACCGCAUCGUCGUCGAAAUACGACUCGACCGCGCCCACCUCCCACACCCACAUGGCCCGGGGCGUGGUGUCCUGAAACAUGUGCGCCUUCUUCGGCUUGGCUCCGUACGACACGCGUUCGGCCAUGGACUUGAUCUCCAUUUCCAGCAUGGACACGUUGAAGCACUCAGUUGCCGGCACCUUCAGCCACCCGAGCCACUCGGCAUGGAUAGUCCCCGCCAACGCACUCAAACUCUCCAUGCUGCCUUGGACGCGCCGCGCAAUGAACGACUUGGCCAGCGGCGGCACCGUCGACCACGCCUUGGACGCAUGGCUGCAUUCCGUCACGACCUCCGUGCGACAAGGUUCCAAGUGCUCCGCCGUCGACAAGUUCAAUCCAACGUCCGUGUGGGCACCAUAGAUUUCCUGCAAAACUUCGUCGCGGUUGGUGCCGAGAGCCAGCGAAACGUACAGUUCCUCGAGGUCCGUGAGCUUUUGCAGGUACACGUCGUGCUUGUGUUGUUGGGCGGCACUCAAUGCUGGUUUGGUCACUGGAGGUGGACCGUCUGGAGGGGAUGGGGCGGCUGCUUUGGCCCUCUUUCGCGCAGGCUGCUUCACGUCCACGGCGACGUCCUCUUGCUUCCGCCCAGCAGUGGCAGCCAGCCGCUUAGGCCUCGCCUUGGAAGUAUCUUCUUGGGUAUUUUUAGCGGCCGUUGUACCCUUUGUCGAGUCGCUGCUAUCUUCAUCAUCAAUGACGACGACUUCAGAUGUGGUUGUUGGCUGUGCUUCUUCUCUUGGUUCGGACGCCACGUCAGUGAGGUCGCUUUCAGGGGCACUUGAUGUGGCGAAUGCUGAUGCCGGGGGAGGUGCGCUGACUGCAGGAGACUUUGUCUUGCGCUUCUUGGCCUUUGGCGAUGAAACAGUUGGACUCUUGGCUUCUCCUUCUAGGUUCAGCUUCACUGGCUGUAAUGGUGACGUUGGGGACGUCUGCUCAGUUGGCUUUGGAAGUUCAGAACUCGGUGGAGAGUCCGAUGGCUUGAUAUUCCGGUUCGAUGCACUGGUUGGCGGCGACUUUGCCUGCACGGCGGGCGCAGCUGAUUUUCCUGGCGUGAUCGUCAAAGGAGAAGGCUGCUGCUCUACGACAGAAGGUGGCGGCUUCACUGGCUGAACUGGCGACGACGGAGUGGGACUGGCUGCCUGUACAUCUUCAGAAUUCUGUGCAGGGUCCGAUGACUUGAUCUUCCGUUUCAAUGCACUGUUUGGCGGUGUCUUUCUCUGUGUUGUUGGCGAAGCUGCUUUGUCUGGUUUACUCGUCAAGGGAGAAGGCUGCGGCUCCUCCACGACCGACGUGGGUACACCCUUCGAUGCAGCCGACGCCGUCACGCUCCUGCUAACUGGAGAGAAAAACGACGCAAUGCUAGCUUGCUUCUUCUUCUGCUCAUACGUACGCGAUUACUUUGAUCAGCAUGCGGACACUUCGUACCUCGGGGGUCGCCAUGUUGCAUCCACGCGCGUGUCGCUGUUGGUUUUCCCGCUCUCACGAAAC
Molecule: messenger RNA, 25299 nt
Organism: Aphanomyces astaci
Lineage: Eukaryota; Oomycota; Saprolegniomycetes; Saprolegniales; Verrucalvaceae
Exons: 21
Coding region: 1-22476 (7491 amino acids)
Source: RefSeq, a predicted model, not a curated record